Achroia grisella is the source of this 783-nucleotide messenger RNA. Its product is annotated as gamma-interferon-inducible lysosomal thiol reductase-like. The record is from RefSeq and is a predicted model, not a curated record. Gene Ontology annotation, molecular function: oxidoreductase activity, acting on a sulfur group of donors, disulfide as acceptor. The transcript has 7 exons. NCBI's taxonomy places the organism in Eukaryota, Metazoa, Arthropoda, Insecta, Lepidoptera, Pyralidae. The coding region runs from base 126 to 752 and encodes 208 amino acids.
AGUUGAAACUGGUUUCUCAACGCUUUUGCUUGUGUCAUUCGUUUUAAAAAUCGACUCUCGUGAUACUUUUGUUCGAUUUUCAAAUUAGUUUGUAACUUUUUUUUCACACCAACACCAAUAACAAAAUGCGCUGUCUUAUGUUUAUGGUAUUGCUUGUGGUGCUCUGUGGCGCUUACGCAAAGAAAAAACAAGAUGACAAUAAGGUAAAGAUAGCAGUAUAUUACGAGUCUCUGUGCCCGGACAGCAAGCGCUUCAUCACGAGCCAGUUGGCGCCAGUCUGGAGAGACUUCCGGGGCGCUGUCAAAGUGAAAUUAGUCCCGUACGGCAAGAGCACUCAUGACAAAAUCAAUGGUAAAUGGCAAUUCAACUGUCACCACGGCCCUGACGAAUGCUAUGGGAACAAGAUCCAGUCGUGUAUCCUGAAGGACCGCAGCCUGGCUGACACCGACAAGAUGGAGCUGGUCAUCUGUCUCAUGAGCCAGAGCAGCCCUGACAAGUCCCUCGACACUUGCUUGACUCAAAUUAAUAAGCAGUCAGAAGGCGAUAAACUGAAGGGCUGCGCCAACGGUGAUCAGGGCGACGGCCUGCUGGCCACCUACGGGGACAAGACUGAUUCUGUGCAGCGCCCUCUGUCGUUCGUGCCAACAGUAAUUAUUAAUGAGAAAUUCGAUCAGGCCAUCCAGGACGAGGCGUUCAAGGAUCUGAAGGCGGUGGUGUGCCGCGUGGCCACCAACAAACCUUCCGUCUGCUAACAUCAUACACUCUCAUACAUUAAUAUAAGUA